CGCCCCCAACUUGGGCCUUAUAAAUUCUGCCCGCCGCGCCCGCAGAGCCGGGAUGGGCCGGGCUCAGCAGAGGGCUCGGGGGUCCGCAGCGUGUCUGCCCGGGAUGUCCCAGGCAGCUGAGGGCGAGCAGCCCCUGGAGACGACGGGCGCCGCUGAGAGCCGGCACGAGGCCGCCCCCGAAGGCGAGUCGCCGGCGGAGACCGCGGGGCCCUCGACUAGGAGCCAGACCGGCGACGAGGCUGACCUGGUGAACCGCAGUGGGAACGAGGAGGACGCGGGAAAAUGGUUCGUUGGUAGCCUGAGCUGGGAUAUCAGCAAAAAGGACCCCAAAGACUAUUUUACCAAACUUAGAGAGGUCGUUGACCGUACCAUAAAAAUGGAUCCCAACAUUGGAAGAUCAAGAGGUUUGGGGUUUAUCCUCUUUAAAGAUGUGGCCAGUGUGGAGAAGGUCCUAGACCAGAAGGAGCGCAAGGUAGGUGGCCAUAGGAUGAACCACAAAAAGGCCGUAACCAUGAAGAAGGAUCCUAUGAAGAAAAUCUUUGUGGGGGGUCUGAACCCUGAAGCCACUGAAGAGAAGAUAAGGGAGUACUUUGGCAAGUUUGGGGAGAUUGAGGCCAUCGAGUUUUCACUGGAUCCAGAGUCUAACAAAAGACAAGGUUCUGUUUUCAUCGCCUUUAAAGAAGAGGAACCUGUGAGAAGCAUUCUGGAGAAGUUCCACACCAUCAGUGGUAGCAAGCCCCCCUGGUACAUAGUUGUAUAUUCUUCGUUGUGGGUCCUUCUAGUUGUGGCAUGGAAGGACACAUACAACUGGAUUAGGGAGGUAAAUAACCCAAACCCAGCCCUCUGCACGAUAUGCAGAAAAGAAUUUGGGAUUGGGCACGGCGGAGAAGGGGAUGUGAAAGCACAUAUGGAGACUGAAUCUCACAAGUCCAGGAUGAGACAGUCAGGGGCCUCUAAACCGAUCAAAAGCGGUUUCAUUUCCCGAAAAUACACCAAUGUCCAGGCAAAAGUAGCAGCCACUGAAUUAACGUGGGCAUACCACACGAACAGACACGCGCUAUCUUACCGCUCCCUUGACUGCUCUAUGAAACUGAGCAAGGUGACAUUUUCUGAUUCAGAGGUCGCAACUAAAAUCUCCUGUGGGCGAACGAAAGGAGAAAUUUUGAUAACCGACGUGCUGGCCCCUUACAGUGUCGAGCUGGUUUUGUCAUUUCUCACCAACGGUCAUGUUUUCUACAGUCUGUCGACCACAGGCGAUGCGCCGAAUCACGGCCACAAAAAAAUUUUCCCUCUAGCUCUCAGGUACUUUGACUUGAAAAAUGGAGUUUCAGAUCGUCUCCUUGAUUUCUAUGAAGAUUAUUCUGAAGCCCUGCAAAUCGUGGCUUUGGAGUCUAACACCAGGAUCCCGGUCUCCCCCGACAUCUAG
This is a messenger RNA of Equus caballus (horse), 1426 nucleotides long. The record is from RefSeq and is a predicted model, not a curated record. Lineage: Eukaryota; Metazoa; Chordata; Mammalia; Perissodactyla; Equidae.